Erinaceus europaeus (western European hedgehog) is the source of this 2223-nucleotide messenger RNA. RefSeq names its product beta-1,3-galactosyl-O-glycosyl-glycoprotein beta-1,6-N-acetylglucosaminyltransferase 7. Gene Ontology annotation, molecular function: acetylglucosaminyltransferase activity. The record is from RefSeq and is a predicted model, not a curated record. NCBI's taxonomy places the organism in Eukaryota, Metazoa, Chordata, Mammalia, Eulipotyphla, Erinaceidae. The transcript has 4 exons. Bases 542 to 1825 code for a protein of 427 amino acids. Gene Ontology annotation, cellular component: membrane.
UCCCUAACGUCCCUCAAGUUAGGUCUUUUGGAAUCAUGCUGAAACACUGAGAUUGUUCCAAAUUUUACCGAGGAAGUGAACAAGAUUUUUCAGUAACAUUUAUCCCUUUAAUGAAAACAGGCCGGGUAACUAAAUACAGCCUGCUUUUUUAAAGCCGUUAAAGAAUUUGACUACAAUUUCCAAGAUUCCAUUCAGUUUUCAGAAUGAGAAUUACUCUGUACUGGCAUGUUUUCUACUGUUGCUUUGUUUUGCUUUGCAUGGCAGUGAUUCAUUUCUGAAGAAAUUCUCAGAGAAGCUAUUUUUCUAUCUACAGAUCAGAAUCAACAAGAAUGAAAGUCUCCAGGGAUGAAAGGGCAACCAAACCUGCGGAGCAACUUUGUGUGAUUUAAGCUGGAGAAGCAGUUGAUGGAAAAGAAAACCAGGCUGGAUCCAGGUUUGCUCUGGAAGCUCAACCCAGGAAUAUAAAGAACAGUGUGGCACUAAAUGGAAGAAAAUCUCAAAGCAUGAUAAUAAAGCACCUGGAGUUCAAAACACAAGUGAGAUGCGAGUCACAAAGCCUGGACUGCUGGUGUGCACAGCCAUUGGAGUCUUUGUUUUCCUUUAUUUAAGGAAUCCAAGCCCUGAGGAAACAGAGGAGGAGCCCACUUACCCAGCAGUAGUGGAAUGUGGCUUUUUUCCAGAUGAACUGUGUUUGGCUUUAUUUGAAGGGAAAGGGGCAGCCCCGCAGGUAGCAAAAUUCUGUAGAAGUCCUUAUGGAUCUAAAAUACUUGCUUAUUUGCACACACCAGGAAACUGUUCCAAAAUUUCUCAGGAGUUGCAUUUCAUAACGAGACCCCUGUCUGCAGAAGAGGGCAAUUUCUCCUUGGCAUACAUUAUUACUAUUCAUAAGGAAUUGGCCAUGUUUGUGCAGCUUCUCAGGGCUAUUUAUGUACCUCAAAAUGUGUACUGUAUUCAUGUUGAUGAAAAAGCCCCAGAAAAGUAUAAAACUGCUGUGAAAACCUUGGUUAACUGUUUUGAAAAUGUUUUUCUUUCAUCAGAAAGUGAGCAAGUCACUUAUACUAGCUUUACAAGACUACAGGCAGAUAUUAAUUGUAUGAACGAUCUAGUCCAUUCCAGAUUUCAAUGGAACUAUGUCAUUAAUCUGUGUGAACAAGAUUUCCCGAUAAAAACCAACAAAGAAAUCAUACACUAUAUCAAGAGCAAAUGGAAUGAUAAAAAUAUCACUCCUGGAGUAAUACAAUCAUCAAACAUUAAAUCCAAGAUAAAUCAAAGUCAUCCUGAAUUGUCCACUGAAGGAAAUAUCUAUGUAUCUCCAAAUGAAAGAUUCAAAGAAGAACCACCACAUAACAUAACAAUUUACUUUGGAAGUGCUUAUUAUGUACUAACGAGGAAGUUUGUAGAGUUUGUACUGACUGACACCCGGGCAAAAGACAUGCUUCAAUGGUCCAAAGACAUACACAGCCCAGAGCGACAUUACUGGGUAACUCUAAAUAGACUGAAAGAUGCUCCAGGUGCAACACCAAAUGCUGGCUGGGAAGGAAAUGUUCGAGCCAUUAAAUGGAGAAACAAGGAAGGAAUUGCUCAUGAUGGAUGUAAAGGUCACUAUGUCCAGGGCAGCUGUGUAUAUGGCCCAGGGGACCUGCCAUGGAUCAUUCAAUCACCUUCUUUAUUUGCCAACAAAUUUGAAGCCUCAACAGACUCCCUUGUGGUCACAUGCUUGGAGAGGAGACACCGGCUUAGGACACUGAAGCAAGCAGAGGUUCCUGUGGCACCACAGUGGCAAUUUCAACAGCAGACUCAUUUCAAUAUGAAACUGAAUCGCUGAGCCAGUAUUUUUAAAAGAGUGUACCAUAACACUGUUUCCCAAACUGGAAAUAAGAGACCAACCAACCAAAGAAGAAUGGAAAGGUGAUUCCUUGAUACAAUACAGUUCUAAAAUAAACAGUAAACUAACUGAUAAUACUUAGUAAACUUUUAUUGCUUUAAGAAAUAACUCAUGAGCAAAUAAUAAUAAUAAUAAUAAUCAUGCAAGCUAAAGCUACUAAUACUGACAUAUGAAUAAGCCAUUUGGAAGGCCGACUGCUUCAGCAGUAACUAGUUGCUACUACCAAAGUUUGGGAAAGGUGUGGAUUUAAACCCUGUUGACAUGUAAUUUUGUAAAAUUAAAAAUUAAAAAAAACUCAGGUUUGGGUUAGAAUAAAAAUGCCCUUUGUUUUGAAUUAC